UCCUCCGGUAGAAUGGCGAGCUUCACCGUGUGGGACUAUGUGGUCUUCGCGGCCAUGCUGCUCAUCUCAGCCAUCAUUGGCAUCUACUACGCCUUCGCGGGAGGCACGCAGAAGACAUCAAAGGACUUUCUCAUGGCUGGCCGCAGCAUGAGUGCCCUCCCGGUGGCACUGUCCCUCACCGCCAGCUUCAUGUCAGCCGUCACGGUGCUGGGCACCCCUGCUGAGAUCUAUCGCUAUGGUGCCAUCUUCUGCAUCUUUGCCAUCACCUAUGCCCUGGUGGUGGUGUGCAGUGCUGAGAUCUUCCUGCCUGUCUUCUACAAGCUGGGCAUUACCAGCACCUAUGAGUAUUUAGAACUUCGAUUUAAUAAAUAUCUACGCCUCUGUGGAACGGUCCUUUUCAUCAUACAAACGACUUUAUACACUGGUAUUGUCAUUUAUGCUCCAGCUUUAGCACUAAAUCAAGUCACAGGCUUUGACUUGUGGGGCGCAGUGGUGGCGACUGGCGUGGUCUGCACAUUCUACUGCACACUGGGUGGUCUGAAGGCAGUGGUGUGGACAGAUGUUUUCCAGGUUGGAAUCAUGGUUGCUGGAUUUUCAUCUGUGAUUAUACGAGCUGUGGUGGUUCAGGAGGGAAUUGGACGCAUUGUAAAUGAUUCCUACCAUGGAGGAAGAUUAAACUUCUGGGACUUUGAUCCCAAUCCUUUGCAAAGGCACACCUUCUGGACGAUUGUUAUAGGUGGGACUUUCACGUGGACUGGAAUAUACGGGGUUAACCAGUCUCAAGUCCAGAGAUACAUUGCAUGCAAAAGCAGAUUCCAUGCAAAAUUGUCCCUCUACAUCAACCUGGUGGGACUCUGGUUGAUCCUGGUCUGUGCCACAUUGUGUGGGCUGGCCCUCUACUCCAUCUACAAAGACUGUGACCCAUGGAUGAACAACCAGGUGUCGGCACUUGACCAGCUAAUGCCAUACCUAGUGCUGGACAUCCUGCGUGAUUUUCCAGGGGUGCCAGGGCUUUUUGUGGCCAGUGCCUACAGUGGGACAUUAAGUACUGUGUCCUCCAGCAUCAAUGCUCUGGCUGCUGUGACUGUUGAAGACCUCAUUAAGCCCUACUUCAAAUCUCUCUCUGAAAGGAAGCUGUCAUGGAUUUCCAUGGGGAUGAGCCUGUUUUAUGGUGGAGUCUGCAUUGCUAUGGCUGCAGUGGCAUCUCUUCUGGGAGCCUUGUUGCAGGCAGCGCUCAGCAUUUUUGGCAUGGUUGGUGGCCCCCUUUUAGGACUGUUUGCCUUGGGAAUCCUCUGCUCCUUUGCAAAUGGAAUUGGAGCAUUUGUGGGUCUUCUCAGUGGCUUCGUUAUUUCUCUUUGGGUUGGAAUUGGAUCUCAGAUUUAUCCUCCACUUCCAGAGAGGACCAAGCCACUCAGUCUCUCAACUGCAGGCUGUAAUAUAUCUACAGGAAAUUUAACAUCAACAGUAUUUCCAUUAACAACAGUUUUCAGCACACCAGGUGCAGAAAGGCCUGCCCUGGCAGACAACUGGUAUUCCUUGUCUUAUCUCUACUUCAGCACACUUGGGACACUUGUCACAAUAGUUGUGGGAAUAAUUAUCAGCCUCCUUACAGGAGGACUAAAGCAGAACACGGAUCCUAAAUUCCUGCUGACCAAGGAAGAUUUCCUGUCCAACUUCUCACGGUCUGAAACUGAACAACCAGAGAAAGUGGAAGUGUUGAACUGGAAGCCAUUUUCCGUGGCAGAUGAAGGAACUGACAACCCUGCCUUCAGCCACAUUGAAAUGGAUGUUGCAAGUGACAAGAACAAAGUCAAUGGUCUUCAUAUAUGACACAAGGCUGUGUCAGCCCAUGAGGACAUGUGUAAAGCACUGUUGACAUUCCUGUUCUGGGUCAGUUCCCAGCUCUGCUGGGGUCAUGGGCAGGCAUCAGCUGAGCUUUGUGGCACUGUCGCCUUUGCAUGACCUUGACAUUAGUCAAGAAAGGAAUCAGGUUUUUCUUGCACUUCCUCACUCUCUCACUCUGGCUCUCAGUGACAGAGCCUAAAGCAUUGUUUCUAUGUGAAAUAUUUGCCUGAUAUUCUUGAGCCUCCUGGAAAAUACCUGCUUUUAAUCUCAUUUCAUCCUCAGAGUGAAUCUUUUAUUUGGAAAGAGUACUGUUCGCCCAGACGUGGGUGUUUUUCUGGCUUGUUUUUUUUUUCUUUUUUAUUUUAAGGCAUUGAAAGUAUGAAGAGAUUAGGGUGUGGGAACUUAUCAGAUUGCAAGAAAUAGUGGGUCUUUUUUUGGUUGUUUUUGUAUGGGAGGUGUAUUUACUGAUAUCUGGUUCCUCUGUAGAACUGAUUCUGAGAGCAUAUUUAUUUUGCUGGUUUUGUCAUUUGUGUUUUUUCUAACCAACUUGAUUCUUGGCUACCUGCACCUUCUCCUCUGUGCUCACUGCUGGGAGCUGCAAGAGUGACUUUGGUGGUGGUAAGAGGCAAGAGUCAGUACUGUUUCCCUUCAUGCUUUAUCUCUUUCUUCUCCCCUGUCUUGCCCUUACAGAGCUGGUCCUCAUGAAGGAAAUAAUCUAUUUACACUUUUUAUUCAGUGCCAUAGACCAGAACCACAGUAGCCUUCUACUGCAUGCCCAGCUUGCUGGCUGAGGAUUGUUCUUGCACUGGGCUGGGCACAGUGCAGCAGAGAGGUUAACAAAGAAGAUUCCCUUUUGGCUGUGGUGGACAAGGGUGAAGGCUGCAUCUGCAGUUGCCACAGCAGUUCUCUCCAGGGUUAUGAGCUGAAACCUCCUUAGCCCUUUGUGUCCUUGUUUUCACUCUGGGGAAUUCAUGUUCAAGGCUGGCUCAGAUCAGACAAGUGCACACUGUGUUUUGGCAGGCGUGCAGAGUUCCCUGCACUGUUCUCCAGCAGGGCUGCAGAGCUUGUGGAAUAGCUUAUGGUGGGGCUGCCAAGGUUAACAGCCCACCCAUGUGAGAGCAUGCUUUGUGCUGGUGUUUUGGGAAGGUGAAAACCCCCAUUGCUUUCUUCUCCUGUUUGUUUUUGGGUACAGUGGGGAACAGACUAUAACCCACUGCAUUGUUUUUGGUUUUUUUGUACUUCAGACUUCUACUAUGGCUAUAUAAGAGUGUUUAAAACUCUUCUAAAGCAGCAAAAUCAAGUCAGAAAAUUAAAGCCAUUGCAGGAAAGCUGAGCUGUGAAGCUUAGAAGGUAGUCAUGCUUGGGAAUCAGGUGAAAAACUGACUGCAUGCCUUAAGUACUUUCUAAAAGUUACAGUGCAUUUGUGCCAAGUACUGAGCUGCUGUAACUUGGAAUAUGACACAGUGCUAGCUUAGUGCUUAGUGGCCAUAGCAUCUAAAUCAAUUUUUUUCUGUGCCCUUGUGGCAGAGGGCACUUGAUGAUCUACUGCACAGAAAAAAUGGGCUCCAAGGACUAGAGCAGGAGAGCAGGCCAGCCAGACACUCUGUGGGUGCCACCAAGGCCAUGACUCCACCGGUGAACCUAGCACAAAACUGUGUGAUGGAGGCAGGUUUCCCCCAUGCCUCCUGAAGCUUUUUUUGUGUUAUUCAGUGCAGAGUUUAGGGCCAGGCCCUUUCCUCACUCUCCUCUACUGCAGCUCUGGGUUCAGGUCAGUGCCUAAAGCCACUGUGUGGAAGGGCUGUCAUCAAGUGGGAUAGAUCCCAUGAGUUACAUCUUGCGUCCCUAUAUCAAAGAUCUGAGACAAAAAAUAGCAUCCUGAAUAAAGUUUUCUAGGAUUCAGGACAGGAAUAUCUCUGUUUUGGGACACUCUGAGUUACUCUGAGACAAUUAUCCUAUUAACUGAAUCAGCUGGCUAUGCUUCUCAAGUCUCAGAAGAAAAGUGCAGCUUAUUCAACCUUGUGCCUUGCCUUCAUCACCCAGAAACAGACACUGCAUUCUUUGCUGUGGAAUACUUCUUCAGCCUUGGAAUAUAAUAAUUUAUACUUACCAGGUACUUUCAGCCCACAGAUAUGAAAGAGGGUAAGUACUGCUAUCUCCACACUGCUGCAGAGUGCUGAAGUGGACUGGUGUGCCUCUGUGUACCUGUGCUUUGUGAGUGAGAGUAUGCUGUAAAAGAGAGUAGAAGCCUGCAGCAAGCACUUGAUCUGUAUACCUGCCAGUAUAGCUACAGCCCUCCCAAUCCAAAUGCUGAAUUCCCAUCUGAAUGUGCUUCUCCAGAGGGUGACUGGUCACUGCUGUGUGAAACAGCAUCAGCAUGUCCUUUCUGCAUCACUCUGGGCUGAAAUUACUGUGCUGCAGUUGAUGCUGCCUUAGACUGGUUAAAUCAUCUGUAACUUCUACCUGUUUCAUUCAUGAAGACUAAUCUUCUUGGGUAUCAUAUUUAAAAAUGUAAUUUUCUUCUCUGUGUUUUGAAUUCAGGUAUCUGUUUAAAGCAGAGGAAAUGUGUAAAUUACCAUCUUACCUUCCCUUUAUUGCUGAAGUCACUCUUUAAGCACUGAGCAGUCAUUUAACUUGAAUUUAGGUAUGAAGUGAAAGUUUGUGCCAGGUGAUAUUUAUUGGUCCACAAUCAUAACAUCAAGAUGUGUUUUCAUGGGGAAGUAUAUCUUGCUGUAAGUGGUUUAGAGACAAACACCCUUAUACUUUGCAGGUGACAUCUGCAACUACCCCAUUUCUUGCUAUCUAGCCUCCCAUGACUGCUGCAGAGCUAUAAAGUGACUCUUUUGGCUUUAUUUUU
This is a messenger RNA of Catharus ustulatus (Swainson's thrush), 4699 nucleotides long. It is a transcript of the gene SLC5A8, whose product is annotated as solute carrier family 5 member 8. The coding region runs from base 13 to 1830 and encodes 605 amino acids. Gene Ontology annotation, biological process: sodium ion transport; propanoate transmembrane transport. The transcript has 15 exons. Gene Ontology annotation, cellular component: membrane. The record is from RefSeq and is a predicted model, not a curated record. Gene Ontology annotation, molecular function: organic acid:sodium symporter activity. Lineage: Eukaryota; Metazoa; Chordata; Aves; Passeriformes; Turdidae.